AUGCGUACAGGAAAUGGAGAUGGUUCAAAAGGAAGUAACUCUCCUGAUGGGAACAGUGCCAAAGACUUUGCUUCCCAAAAGUCUCAUAGGGUAAACUUGGAUUGGAGAGAGUUUAGAGCAAAUUUAUUUGCUCAGGAGCAGGCAGAGAAGACAGAAUCUGAUGCUCACAACCAAACUGGGACUCCCCAAGAGCUGAAACCCCUUGGCCUGAAAUGGGCCCACCCUAUUCCUGUACCCGAGACUGGCUGUGUCCUUGUUGCCACAGAAAAACUUGAUGGUGUUCGCACCUUUGAAAGAACUGUUGUUCUCCUCCUCAGAUCCGGAACCAGACAUCCACAAGAGGGGCCAUUUGGAGUUGUCAUUAACCGCCCGCUUAACAAAAAGAUCAGGCACAUGAAGCCCACUAGCACGGAAUUAGCAACCACUUUUGCUGAUUGUUCUCUUCAUUUUGGGGGACCUCUCGAGGCAAGCAUGUUCUUAUUGAAAACAGGGGAGAAGACAAAGCUUGAAGAGUUCGAAGAGGUGAUCCCUGGCCUGUGUUUUGGUGCUAGAAACUGCUUGGAUGAAGCUGCAGCACUUGUGAAGAAAGGGGUGCUGAAGCCUCAGGAUUUCAGAUUCUUUGUCGGUUAUGCUGGGUGGCAGCUAGAUCAGUUGAGGGAGGAGAUUGAAUCAGAUUAUUGGUAUGUGGCUGCAUGUAGCUCAAAUUUGAUUUGUGGGGAUUCAUCAGAUUCAUCAUCAGAAAGUUUAUGGGAGGAGAUUUUGCAGCUAAUGGGUGGUCAUUACUCAGAACUAAGCCGGAAGCCUAAGCAGGAUAUAAUUACAAGAACAAAGCUCCUUCCUUACUUCAAAAUGGUGUCUCACAAUCCCAACUCAAAUGCAAUUUAUGUCUCAUCGAAGCUCUCACAGCACAUCAUAUCUGCUUUGUCUGAUGGCAUGGACAACGAAGCUUCCGACUGGAGAGUGGUUCUGCAGGGUGAGGAGAAAAACUUUACGAGGAUGCUUCCUUAUUCCAUGUCGGAGUAA
Molecule: messenger RNA, 1023 nt
Organism: Dovyalis caffra
Lineage: Eukaryota; Viridiplantae; Streptophyta; Magnoliopsida; Malpighiales; Salicaceae
Source: the annotation of a GenBank genome assembly